Molecule: messenger RNA, 1013 nt
Organism: Cuscuta campestris
Lineage: Eukaryota; Viridiplantae; Streptophyta; Magnoliopsida; Solanales; Convolvulaceae
Source: the annotation of a GenBank genome assembly
CCGGCGUUGUUCGUGUGUCAAAGUUGGAGACCGGACGCUUGAACGGUUACGUUUGCACUUUCAACGCUCUUCCUACGACUUCUUCGUUUUUACCGCUUACGGAGAAAGGUACAAAUUUCUUACUACUAUAAGUUUUAGUACGUGAUUCUGGGCAAGAUAAUCAUGUUAGGAUGUUAAAAUUUUUAUAUUCCGCUGCCUAUCCUUGCAUGGUUACCUUUCAGUUUUUUGCUAUUUAUUUCCUUGUGUUCCUUGACCAAGAUGGCAUCCCUGUCCUCAAAUGUGGUGAAUUUGAACACCGGCGCAGCAGCGCCAAGGAAUAUAAUAAUGAGUGUGCAACCUCGCAGAGCUUAGUUUUGCUGCCAUCUGGAGAAGCGUCCUUAGCGGCGGACUGGGCCCAAGUCCCCUGGAAAGGGGCGCCGGAGAGGGUGAGAGCCCCGUCGGGCCUAGACCCUGUCGCCCCACAAGGUGCUGUCUUAGAGUCGGGUUGUUUGGGAAUGCAGCCCAAAUUUUGUGGUGAAUUCCGUCCAAGGCUAAAUGCAGGUGAGAGCCCGAUAGCGAACAAGUACCGCGAGGGAAAGAUGAAAAGAACUUUGAAAAAAGAGCCAAGGAGUGCUUGAAAUUGUCGAGAGGGAAGCGGAUGGAGACCGGCGAUAGGCCCAGGUUGGAUGUGGAACGGUGGUUAGCCGGUCUGCUGAUAGGCUCUGGGUGUGGAUCAGCGAGAAUUCAGGUGGGGGUUGAAGCUUGGGCAUUUGAUAUGCUAGGGGAAUGCCAACUCUUGUAUUGUGGGAAGUAGUGGGCGCCCCGCGUGUGCUUUGGCACCUGCGUACUCAGGUCGUUGACUUGUGGGCUCUCCAUUCGACCUGUCUUGAAACACGGACCAAGGAGUCUGACAUGUGUGCGAGUUGGCGAGUGGAAAAACUCGCAAGGCGUAAGGAAGCUGAUUGGCGGGAUCCCUCUUCGGGGUGCACCGUCGACCGACCUUGAUCUUUUGAGAAGGGUUUGAGUGUGAGCAU